Molecule: messenger RNA, 2142 nt
Organism: Solea senegalensis (Senegalese sole)
Lineage: Eukaryota; Metazoa; Chordata; Actinopteri; Pleuronectiformes; Soleidae
Gene: sgk2b
Product: serum/glucocorticoid regulated kinase 2b
Exons: 12
Coding region: 606-1865 (419 amino acids)
Biological process (GO): protein phosphorylation
Molecular function (GO): protein serine/threonine kinase activity; ATP binding
Source: RefSeq, a predicted model, not a curated record
UGUAAGGUUUUAAAAUGCACUUGUUUUGCCUCAUUUGAUAAUUUACAACCAUUUUCCCCCCUAGUAUUGUGACAAAACAAAAUGGCUGCUCUGCAAAGAACCUUAUAAGCACAGGUGUUGCUGAUCACAUUAACGAUGGCUCCGUUCAGUUCAUGUACAUUAAGAGAGCGUGACAGUAAACCAGCGUGUACUCUGAAACUGAAGAAGCGAACUGGAACUCAGCCAUCACUGAGUGAAUUAGUCACGCCUGUGAUUUUCUUACAGUGACCUGUUAAAAUGGAGUAAAGGGCAUUAAAUUGUGACUAAUACAUGUUUGUUUUUUAUUGUUUUUUUCUAACAUUCUAUAAACCUUUAUGCGUCUCUUAAUGUGUGAAUAUCUUGUUUGGAUUUGUUGUUGUAGACUAUAGUACAGACUGUAGUCGAAUGUGAUUUUUUUCUCCGAGGGUCCGUAAACGCCUCACGGUGUGUGCUUCACGUCAGAGGUCCAGUCCAGCAGCAGCUGUCUGUCUGACACAAGUUGAAGGUCUGUGCUCUGCUGUGGGACACAUCAGUCGCUGACCAACUUUCUCCACUAACGUCACCGUCUUCUGUGAGUGUCCAUCCAAAUGACCGUGACUCAGGAUCAGCCAUUGACUUACGCCAAAAUGAGAGGAGUUGUGUCGUUUUUCUCUGCUCUGCUCAAGGGGAAGAAAGUUGGCUUCAGUGACCUUUUACACAAAGUUGUUUCCAGUCAACAACUAUGCCAAAACUUGGACAGCCAGAAAAUCCUGCGGCGCAAGAGCAAGAUGAGGAAAGAGGACAAGAAAUGUCCCGUGAGCUUGGAGGACACGACAAACACAGAAACUUCUCUGAUGAAGCCAUCAGACUUUGACUACCUCAAAAUGAUCGGCAGGGGAAGCUUUGGAAAGGUGCUGCUCGCAAAACAUAGAGAACAAGGAGGCUACUAUGCUGUGAAAGUGCUGCAGAAACAGACCAUCGUGAAGAGACAAGAGCAGAGGCAUGUGAUGGCUGAGAGGAGUGUAUUGCUGAAGGGACUGCAACAUCCAUUCCUGGUGGGACUCCAUUUCUCUUUCCAGACACCAAGCAUACUCUACUUUGUCCUGGAUUACGUAAAUGGGGGUGAGCUAUUUUACCACCUUCAGAGAGAGGGAUCAUUUCCUGAAUCCAGAGCUGCCUUCUACGCUGCAGAGAUGGCCAUGGCACUGGGCUACCUACACUCUCUUGACAUUGUUUACAGAGACUUAAAACCAGAGAACAUCCUGCUGGACAGUGAGGGCCAUGUGAAGCUGACCGACUUUGGCCUUUGUAAAGAAGGUGUGGCUAUCGGCGGUAUAAUGCAUACAUUCUGUGGAACUCCUGAAUACUUGGCUCCAGAGGUUCUACAAGGGCACCCAUACAGUCCAGCAGUGGACUGGUGGGGGCUUGGCACUGUGCUUUUUGAGAUGCUCUAUGGACUACCUCCAUUUUAUAGCCACAGUAAAGCAGAGAUGUUUGAGAACAAGCUUCACGCUCCUCUGCGGCUGUGGAGCGGGGCGUCUCAGGCUGCAUGCUCACUAUUGGUGGGCUUGUUGGAGAGGGAUGUCACCAAACGCUUGGGGGCAAGCAGUGACCUCGUGGCAAUACAGGGACAUGUCUUUUUUGCCUCCAUCAACUGGGACGAUCUCCUGGCAAGGAAAGUGACACCACCAUUCAUCCCAAAUGUGAUUGGCCCUUGUGAUAUCAGCCACAUUGACCCAGAGUUCACGUUACAACCUGUUCCCGCCUCCAUGAAUGAGCGGUGCCAAGCAAGCGGAGCUAGCGAGGUCUUCCCAGGAUUCUCCUUCAUGAAUCCAGCGGAGUACAUGGCAACGCAGCGAGAUUCUUAACACCACCAAAUCCUUUGGGAGGAUGUUUGUUUUUUGUCAUAAAUUAUUAAAUUAAGUCUAUUUUUAAACAUGUGAGAAACAGAUUCAUGUGCUAAUACUGGAAUGCACUGUACAUUUUAUAGGUUGCAUUUGACCUGAUGACAUAUAUGCAGAUUGUAUUAGUUAUUUUAAGUUUCAUUACAGGUUUAUAAUGUGAAAGAGGCUGGUCACUACUUCACAAGUCUACAUUUCUUACAUGUGUGAGGGGAUUAAACAAUAAACACUUCAUUCAAAGCAG